ACUGUUCAAACUCAAUACGUGUCUCCUCUUUCUAGUUGACUCUUUAAAAUUCUUACACACAAAAACAGAGACAAAAUACUCAAAAAGAAUCACCAUUAACAAUGGACCUUCAAGAAUCAAUCAGCAACCAAACAGGCGUAUCCUUAACACUAUCCAAACAUGUCUUUUCCACCGAAGUUAAAGGGGACGCCAACAUGGUCUUCUCCCCUUUGUCGAUCCAUGUAGUAUUGGGUCUCAUAGCAUCGGGUUCAAAUGACCCGACCCGGGCCCAAUUGCUUUCUUUCCUCAAAUCCAAAUCUAUUGAUGAACUCAACUCUCUUUCUUCUCAGCUUGUUGAUGUUGUAUUUGUUGAUGGUGGGCCUAGUGGUGGGCCCCGUCUCUCUGUUGCUAACAGUGUUUGGGUUGAACAGACUUUGCCUUUGAAGUAUUCUUUCAAACAGAUUGUGGACAAUGUUUAUAAGGCUACUUCUUCUUCUGUUGAUUUUCAGAACAAGGCUGUUGAGGUUGCCGGUCAAGUGAAUCAAUGGGCUGAAAAGGAAACAAGCGGGCUUAUCAAAGAAAUUCUUCCAGCUGACUCAGUUGACAGUGCAACAAGACUUGUGUUUGCAAAUGCAUUGUACUUUAAAGGAGCCUGGGAUGAGAAGUUCGAUGCAUCACUGACAAAGGACAAUGAGUUUCACCUUCUCAGUGGGACGUCUGUUCAAGUGCCCUUCAUGACUAGCAAGAAGAAGCAAUAUGUGAAAGCCUAUGACGGUUUCAAGGUGUUGAGCCUUCCGUAUAAACAGGGUGAGGAUAGGCGUCAUUUCUCCAUGUACUUCUUUCUUCCUGAUGCGAAUGAUGGACUGCCAGCUUUGGUAGAAAAGGUCAGUUCUGAAUCCCAAUUCUUGGAGCGACACCUACCAUAUCAGAAGGUUGGAGUUGGUGAAUUUCGUAUCCCCAAAUUUAAAAUAUCGUUUGGAUUUGAAGCUUCUAAUGUUCUGAAAGGGCUUGGCCUGGUAUUGCCUUUCUCCGGUGAUGGCCUCACCGAGAUGGUUGACUCCCCUGUUGGCAGUAACCUUUAUGUAUCUAGCAUCUUUCACAAAUCCUUUAUCGAGGUAAAUGAAGAGGGAACAGAAGCUGCAGCUGCAACCGCUAGUGUGGUUAAACUAAGAUCAGUGAUGGUGGAAGAGAAAAUAGGCUUUGUUGCUGAUCAUCCGUAUCUCUUCCUGAUAAGAGAAGAUGCAACAGGUGCGGUACUGUUUGUUGGUAGUGUGCUUAAUCCUCUCAUAGACUAAGUUGUAUUCCACUAUAUGGAGGUUGAUAUAUGUCGUUUGCAUCUUCUAUGUAUUACUUGGGACUUCUUUGGCACCCCGAGUUAGUUUAAACAGCCUUCAAGCGCUCCUAUCUUGAGAUCUAUUCCUUAUGGAAGAGUGUUUUUAUGUACCCUUCAAUAAUCAUACUUCUUUCUGAAGCUGCGAGUGAAAUUUGUCAACUACUCUUUGUACAAUUGAAGUCAGUGCGACUUGUAUACUUCAACUUGUAGUUAUGGUUGAUAUAGCUACAUGUGUUUUCUUGUC
Molecule: messenger RNA, 1556 nt
Organism: Lycium barbarum (goji berry)
Lineage: Eukaryota; Viridiplantae; Streptophyta; Magnoliopsida; Solanales; Solanaceae
Product: serpin-ZX-like
Exons: 2
Coding region: 102-1274 (390 amino acids)
Molecular function (GO): serine-type endopeptidase inhibitor activity
Source: RefSeq, a predicted model, not a curated record